Molecule: messenger RNA, 1258 nt
Organism: Acipenser ruthenus (sterlet)
Lineage: Eukaryota; Metazoa; Chordata; Actinopteri; Acipenseriformes; Acipenseridae
Product: ADP/ATP translocase 4-like
Exons: 6
Coding region: 193-1137 (314 amino acids)
Biological process (GO): mitochondrial ADP transmembrane transport; mitochondrial ATP transmembrane transport
Cellular component (GO): mitochondrial inner membrane
Molecular function (GO): ATP:ADP antiporter activity
Source: RefSeq, a predicted model, not a curated record
UUUAUUUGAGGUCAAAAAGCAUAGACCUCUCAUUGGGUGUCUAUAUCUUUUUAUCACAGACCACAUUGAUAGUGUUCCCUGAGCACGUCACUGGUCUGCGUUGUUGCAACGGUUGAAAGCGGUUGAAGAACUAGGGUCUUCUUCGCUUGGGUUCAAUAUAAAAGAGGGCGUAUUUUAAAAAAAAUACGUGUCAUGGCUUCUCAUGGGAAGGGGGAAAGGCACGACUUCUUGGUCUCUUUCGGGACUGAUCUGCUGGCUGGAGGGAUAGCCGCCGCUAUCUCCAAGACGGCCGUGGCGCCGAUUGAGCGGGUGAAACUGCUGCUGCAAGUCCAGGCCUCCUCCAAACAAAUCCGGCCCGAGAACCGCUACAAGGGUAUUGUCGACUGCUUUGUCAGGAUACCAAAGGAGCAAGGAUUUAUCAGUUUCUGGCGUGGUAACCUAGCCAACGUUAUUCGAUACUUUCCAACGCAAGCUCUGAACUUUGCCUUCAAGGACAAGUAUAAACAGAUUUUUAUGUCAGGAGUCAACAAAGAUAAACAGUUCUGGAGGUAUUUUUUAGCAAAUUUAGCUUCUGGAGGAGCUGCUGGUGCCACAUCACUGUGUUUUGUGUAUCCAUUGGACUUUGCAAGAACUCGUUUAGGGGCUGAUAUUGGAAGAGGACCUGCGGAGCGGCAGUUCCAUGGCCUACUGGACUGCAUUGUCAAGAUUGCAAAAAGCGACGGGCCCAUGGGUCUGUACCAGGGAUUUGGGGUCUCUGUGCAGGGCAUCAUUGUGUAUCGUGCUUCUUACUUUGGAUGCUACGAUACAGCCAAGGGAAUUCUGCCAAACCCAAAGAGCACCCCAUUCAUUGUGUCCUUCCUCAUCGCUCAGAUAGUGACGACAUUCUCUGGGAUUCUGUCCUAUCCCUUUGACACGGUCAGGAGGAGAAUGAUGAUGCAAAGUGGGGAAGCAGAACGUCAGUACAGAGGAACAAUUCACUGCUUCAAGAAAAUCUACAAGCAAGAGGGAGUUCCAGGUUUUUUCCGAGGAGCCUUCUCUAAUAUCCUGCGUGGGACUGGUGGUGCCUUAGUGCUGGUGUUUUAUGAUAAAAUCAAAGAGUUACUGAACAUCAAUGUUGGGAGGUCCUCUUCUGAAUAAUACAGUAAAUGUGCUGGUUGGCAAAAUAAACAUUUUAUCUCGAACUGAAUAUGAAAUGUUUUAUUGUAGAACUUGCAUAAUUAGGCAGCAAGUGGGUUUUAAAAGGGAUUCUGUCUGUUAA